Molecule: messenger RNA, 2391 nt
Organism: Scophthalmus maximus (turbot)
Lineage: Eukaryota; Metazoa; Chordata; Actinopteri; Pleuronectiformes; Scophthalmidae
Gene: tmem106ba
Product: transmembrane protein 106Ba
Exons: 8
Coding region: 156-944 (262 amino acids)
Source: RefSeq, a predicted model, not a curated record
ACACCGACGUCAGCGCCGACAGGAGUCCGUCCAAUGGGGAGGGGAGGGGAGGGGGCGUUCACGUCGCCGUCAUUCCUCGUCCCUCAUCGGCUGCGUGAACCGAAACAGAACGAAUGGGGAACGAGACAGAAUAAACGACAGAAACAAGUGCAGCUAUGGGCAAGUCCCAGUCACUCUUGGCCAAACACAAAGACGAGAGUCAGGACGUGUUGACGAGUGAAGGCGAGUACAGAGACGGUCAGAGAGAAGAGGAUGGCAAAAAUGGAGAUGUGUCUCAGUUCCCCUACGUGGAGUUCACCGGACGGGACAGCGUAACAUGCCCGACGUGUCAGGGCACCGGCAGAAUCCCACGAGGUCAAGAGAAUCAGCUCGUGGCUCUGAUUCCAUAUAGCGACCAAAGGCUCAGGCCAAGCAGGACAAAACUAUAUGUCACAAUAUCCGUGGCUCUUUGCCUGCUGCUGUCUGGCCUGGCUGUUUUCUUCCUUUUCCCUCGCUCCAUCGACGUCUCCUACGUGGGAGUGAAGUCUGCCUAUGUCUCCUACGACCAGGACAAACGAAUUGUCUAUCUCAACAUCACAAACAAUCUGAACAUCACCAAUAACAACUACUACGCCAUAUCUGUGACCAACAUCACAGCACAAGUGCAGUUUUCCAAGACGGUGAUAGGGAAGGCCAAGUUUAACAACAGCACAGUGAUCACACCAUUGGAUGAACACCAGAUUGACUACACAGUCCCCACCACCAUUGCUGAUGAGAUGAGUUAUAUGUUUGACUACUGCACUUUGCCAACCAUUAAAGUUCACAACAUAGUGGUCAUGAUGCAGGUGACGGUGACGACGUCGUACUUCGGACACGCGGAGCAGGUCUCCCAGGAGAUGUACCAGUAUGUGGACUGUGGGGGGAACACUACCUCCUUGCAUGGACAGGUGCAGGUCUACCAGUAAGGCGAGAGAAAAGACCCAGGGUGUCAUGUAACUGCUGUAACUGAGGUUCUCAGAGAUCGACUGCAAUGGCUUUUUUUAAUUAGUCACAGCAUUUUUAAGGUCCUUACCUCUUUUUUCAUUUAUAGGUAAGAUAUGUUCAAUCUUUUUAUUUUGCAAUUUCAAAAAAAAAAUAAUGUCAUUUUUCACAGCCGAAAAAACUUACCUGCCACAGCCAGAUUUUUGCAGGACUCAACUCAAAGGUUGUCGUCAUUUUUCCAACCUGGUUCCGACAAAAAUAGAGAUAUAUAUAUAUAUAUAUAUAGAGAUCGAUGGAAAGAAAUUACAGUGGUUUCAGGUAUGAUGCACUUUGGCCUGUUCGUUCCUUAUCUACAGAGAGCAAUACAAAUGUUGAAUGAAUAUGCCCCCUACUGUUCUUUAUCCCAUUUAAAUACUCUUGAUGAAUGGGAAAAUUUAGGGAAAACACAAUAAUUAAGAUGUGAGGGUACUUGACUUUUUUUUUUACUUUUCCCUCUUCAUUCCUUCCUACUGAAGUCAUUCUUUUAUUUUAUUUUUCCAUGAAAUAAAAUUCUUGAUAUGAUAUAGUGUAAUAUAUUUGAUGAGUCAUCUUUAUAUCUUCAUCCUUUCUUUUUCGGUUCAGAAUUCCUUAUUCUCAGCUUGAGUAAAGGUUGGUAAUAGCAGUUCUUUUCUUGUUUAUCAGUCAUCCACCAGCAAAUGUGACAACUGUGAAGACUUGAACAUCAGCAUAUCUCAAAUGAAUAAUCAAAAACAUUUUUUGCCAUCUAAUAAUGAAAAAAAAAGGGAUAAUAUUUCCAUUUCCAUAGCAAAUGUGGGAGCAUUACAAUGGGCUAUUAAAAUACAAAAAUGUGUAAAUAUAAAAUAUCUACUUCUGGUUUGCUUCUAAAUACUUCAGAUUCAGAUUUAGUGUUUGGUCUGGAAGUAACUUUUCCCCUUAAACAAGUUUGUGUUUUUUUGUGGAUUUAAGUGUCACAGCUUUAUUAAUCAAAUCUGAAUCUUUAAAUUAAAUUUUGAGUAUACUGCUUUUGUUAAUUUUAAUUAUAGAGAUUUUUGUCUGUCACUUCUCAUCAUUCUGGACUGGUUUGCCUUAAGUCAAAGACAUUGUGUAACUGAAUGCUCUUGUAUUUUUGUUGUACAACACCACAAACAGUUUACAUUACUGACUUUUUAUGUUGCCAGUAACACAGAAAUACCAGAUGCAAAAAUAAUUUCAAAGUUAAAAAUUUCUGAUCUGAGUUGUGAUCACACAGGUAGGAAAUUCGGACAGAUAAUAUGAAUUCUAGUCAUCAGAAAACUGUAACCCUAGAUCAAAGCCUUCAUGACAUCUAAUAACAGUGUAGAUAUGAAUACUUUAUUGUUCCUGCCUAACAUCUCAAUGUUUUUGUGUUUUUAAUGCAUGAAGCUGAAAAUAAAAUCAUGAAGUACUUGGAAA